CUGAAUUAUCUUCCACUCUUCCCUUUCUGCCAUAAAAAGACAUGUCCCUUUUCACACUGCUGUCAAUGGACAUUUGAUCAUAACACUAACCACUAGAUGCCAUGUUAUUUUUUUCAUCUGUACUUGUUUGCUUUUGUUGUCUUUGUCUCUCUUCUCUUCCUUGCUCCUAAAUCUAAAUCAUGUUUCUUGAGGAGUGAGAAAACGACACAGGGAAAAUAAAUUAACGAAAGGAAGUUAUGUUUUUUGUGAUGGGGUGUUGAUAAAGGAGCUGGUACAUGCUGCAACAAGGCUGUGUUUGGAUUUGGUAUAAUGGGUAAUUGCUGGUAUAGGUGGGAGUCAUCAGAUUAUAGAGUCUCAUCCAAUGCAAAAUCUGAUUCACCAAAAGAACAAAACCAGGCAACGAAACAAAGGAAUGAUGAUAGUAAAUUACCAUCGAAUCCUGAAGAAGUAGAAGACCUAAGGCGUGACUCAGCUGCAAAUCCGUUGAUUGCAUUCACUUAUGAUGAGCUUAAAAUAAUCACUGCAAAUUUUAGGCCAGAUCGUGUGUUGGGUGGAGGAGGAUUUGGAAGUGUUUAUAAAGGGUUUAUUUCUGAGGAGUUAAGGCAGGGCCUUCCUACUCUUGCAGUAGCUGUUAAGGUUCAUGAUGGUGACAACAGUCAUCAAGGGCACAGAGAGUGGCUGGCAGAGGUCAUAUUUUUGGGGCAGCUUUCACAUCCAAAUCUAGUGAAAUUAAUUGGAUACUGCUGCGAAGACGAGCAUAGGGUACUAAUAUAUGAGUACAUGUCCCGGGGAAGUGUGGAACACAAUUUGUUCUCCAAAAUUCUGCUUCCCAUGCCAUGGUCCAUAAGAAUGAAGAUUGCAUUUGGCGCUGCAAAGGGACUUGCAUUUCUUCAUGAAGCAGAGAAACCUGUCAUCUAUCGUGAUUUUAAGACAUCAAAUAUUUUAUUGGACCAGGACUAUAAUGCAAAACUUUCUGACUUUGGCCUUGCUAAGGAUGGACCAGUUGGAGACAAAUCCCAUGUUUCUACUCGAAUAAUGGGAACAUAUGGUUAUGCAGCACCUGAAUACAUAAUGACAGGUCAUCUAACUCCUAGAAGUGAUGUAUACAGUUUUGGUGUUGUUCUUCUUGAACUUCUCACAGGAAGAAAAUCUUUAGAGAAGUUAAGGCCGGCUAGAGAGCAGAACCUUGCAGAAUGGGCUCUUCCUUUGCUGAAGGAAAAGAAGAAGUUUCUAAACAUUAUAGAUCCAAGGCUGGAUGGUGAUUAUCCAGUUAAGGCAGUUCACAAGGCUGCAAUGCUUGCAUAUCAUUGCUUGAACCGCAAUCCAAAAGCAAGGCCUCUAAUGCGAGAUAUUGUAGAUUCAUUGGAGCCUUUGCAGGCACACAAUGAGAUCUCUAUUGAAAAAACAUUGACCAUAAUCAGUGAGGUUCCUGAUGCUGAUUUGAAAAGGAAAGAUGCAAAAUGACUGAAACUGGGUAUUGUUGUAGGUUAUCAAUUUCCCUUCUCAUGUUCAUAGGGAGAGGUUUUGCCUUAACUUCUUGUGUUUAUUAACAUGACAUAUAGGCAAUUUCUUUCUAUUCUACCCCUUUCUUUGCUUUUCUACAUGGUUGUUACAUAUAUGCAACUGGAUCACUGUUUGAACUGAUGAUGUCAAUUUAAACAGAAACAAACAAGCAAU
This is a messenger RNA of Abrus precatorius (Indian licorice), 1677 nucleotides long. Its product is annotated as probable serine/threonine-protein kinase PBL16. Gene Ontology annotation, biological process: protein phosphorylation. Gene Ontology annotation, molecular function: protein kinase activity; ATP binding. NCBI's taxonomy places the organism in Eukaryota, Viridiplantae, Streptophyta, Magnoliopsida, Fabales, Fabaceae. The record is from RefSeq and is a predicted model, not a curated record. The transcript is spliced from 6 exons. Bases 310 to 1464 code for a protein of 384 amino acids.